This is a messenger RNA of Drosophila albomicans, 7107 nucleotides long. RefSeq names its product dual specificity mitogen-activated protein kinase kinase hemipterous (gene hep). Gene Ontology annotation, biological process: protein phosphorylation. The record is from RefSeq and is a predicted model, not a curated record. The transcript has 10 exons. Bases 645 to 4562 code for a protein of 1305 amino acids. Gene Ontology annotation, molecular function: ATP binding; protein kinase activity. Lineage: Eukaryota; Metazoa; Arthropoda; Insecta; Diptera; Drosophilidae.
UAGUACACACUAUCUUCUUGUUGGUGGUGAACUCUGUUUCACAUUGUUUUUUUUUUAUAUUCAAUGUACAUGCGAAAUAAGCAGCAAUCACAAGCAAAAUUCAGAGUGUAAUGCAAAAAGUGCAAUUGUUCGCGCCAGCUCGUAAACAACAACAUAAUAAUAAUAAUAAUAAUAAUAAAUGAGCCAGCCAUACGCGCAUAGUGUUGUUGAGUGCCUUCGACCAAAACUAACGAGAGUUGUUCGCUGCUGGGCUGCAUAAAAAAAGAAUUGCGAGCGCUGCUGCCGUGUGUGUUAGUGUGUGUGUGUGUUGUUGUUGUUCUUCUGCUCCUUGUUGUUGUUUGUGUGCGUGCGUGCGGGAGUCUUGCGUCUCUGUCGCACACGUUCGUCUCUUGUUUUUAUUUAUUUACUUUAUUGUAUUCGCUGUGCAAGUGGAAAGUUAAAAAAAGCGUGUUGUACGCAUACAAGUGCAUCUUUUCAAGCACACACACGCUGUGUUUGAGUGCGUGUGUGUGUGUGUGUGGCGGCAACUGCAGCCAUAAAUACAUAACUAAGGAAAAUCGACAUUUUAAAACAAAAACAACAAACAACAAGCAAGAAGAAGACGCCGAAGAAGUGGAAGCGGAAUAGCAAAAUAGCAGACUGCAAUGUCCAGCACAAUUGAAUUUGAGACAAUUGGCAGCCGCCUGCAAUCGCUUGAGGUUGCGCUGCAGAAACAAAAUGAAUCGCACGAACAAAUCGUCUUAUCGAAUACGCGCAGCGCACCGCACGCGCCGCGUGUUCGUCCCACAACAAUAACAGCAGCACCACCAUCAUCAUUAGCAACAACAUCAUCAUCAUCAUCAUCGUCAACAGCAGCCGCAGCAGCAGCAGCAUCAUUAGCAGCAGCAGCAGCGUCAAAUGCAACAACAUCAACAACAACAAUUGGCGCUGCCAACGUCAACGUCAACGUCGUCGCCUCACCAAAAAGACCUGCCGCUAUCGGUGUGCUGCCGGCGCCAACGUUAACGUCAGGCAUGUUCGGCGGUGGCCGCGGUAUGCGCCAAACGCCAAAUCUGGCUAUAUCUGAUUCGGGUUCCACACGUCGCCCCAUGAUGUUGCCACUGCCAACCCAAGCUCAUCCCUCGGAAACAGAAACGGACAAGAAACUGAAGAUGAUAAUGGGCCAAACGGGUAAACUGAACAUCAAUGGCCGGCAAUAUCCGACAGAUAUCCACGAUCUGCGGCACUUGGGUGAUCUGGGCAAUGGAACCAGUGGCAAUGUUGUCAAAAUGCUGCACAUGUCCAGCGAUACAAUUAUUGCCGUGAAACAGAUGCGACGCACCGGAAAUGCGGAGGAGAAUAAACGCAUUCUCAUGGAUCUGGAUGUCGUUCUCAAGUCGCACGAUUGCAAAUAUAUAGUCAAGUGUUUGGGCUGCUUUGUUCGCGAUCCCGAUGUCUGGAUCUGCAUGGAACUCAUGUCCAUGUGCUUCGACAAGCUGCUCAAGCUCUCCAAGAAGCCGGUGCCGGAGCCUAUUCUGGGCAAAGUCACUGUGGCGACUGUGAAUGCAUUGUCCUAUUUGAAGGACAAACACGGCGUCAUCCACAGGGAUGUGAAGCCCUCCAACAUUCUGAUCGAUGAGCGCGGCAACAUCAAGCUAUGCGAUUUUGGCAUUAGCGGCAGAUUGGUCGACUCCAAGGCGAACACACGUUCCGCUGGCUGUGCGGCCUACAUGGCGCCGGAGCGCAUUGAUCCGAAGAAACCAAAGUAUGAUAUACGCGCCGAUGUGUGGUCGCUGGGGAUUACGCUUGUGGAGUUGGCAACAGCGCGUUCACCCUACGAGGGCUGCAACACGGACUUUGAGGUGCUCACCAAGGUGCUCGACUCGGAGCCGCCGUGUUUGCCACGCGGCGAGGGUUUCAACUUCAGUCAACAGUUUCAUGACUUUGUCAUCAAGUGCCUCACAAAGAACCAUCAGGAUCGACCCAAGUAUCCGGAGCUGUUGGCGCAGCCGUUUAUCAAUUACUACGAGCACGAGAAGGUCGAUGUGCCCAAUUGGUUUCAGAAUGUCGUCGAUAGUGCCACCGGGAAGCGGAUACGCGCCAAUGGCGAUUCAACGCUGACGAGAGCAACCACAUCAGCAGCAACAACAGCAACAGCAACAGGCAUGCAACGUGGAGCAAAGGAGGCAGCCACAAAGUAUGGCAGAAAUGUGGCUGCUCUAACAGCGCGCAGUCCAACGACGACGUCAAAGACAAUAAAACCCACGCAGAUUCCCAGCUAUCAGCAGCAACAUCAGCAAGGUGGAUCGCAGUAUUUCAUGCAAUCAGCCACACAACUACCUCAACCAACAACAACAACAACAGCAGCAGCAGCAACAUCAGCAACCGGCAGCAGCAAUUUGAAUUUGAAUUAUUUUAGCAGCGGUGGCAGCAACAGCAACAGCAGCGCAAGUCCGAGUCCUUUGUCGCCGCCGAGUGGCAUCAAUGACAUUAAUAAACUUUAUCGCAAGUCGCCGUUCAUGCAACGCAAGCUCAGCAAUGGCUCCCACUACAAGUACAACGAUGACAGCCCCAAAAAGGAAUCGGUCUUCAGCAGCAUUGGCCAAUCAAUCUUACGCAAUCUGACCACGUCGCCAUUUAGCCAAAAGAAACACAAUCCAAAUGUGACGGCAACAACACCAAUUCUACCAACAGCCACAGCAGCCAUAACAGCAACCGCUGCUGCUGGCAGAACAGCAACAUCAACAGCAACAGCAACUGCAACUGCAACACUGCCGCAUUUGAAACCCAAAACACCCACAACAGAUGCACUUAAUACGCCCACGUGGCGUCUGCCUCCUCCUUCAACCACAACAACAACAACAACAACGUCACCAGAUAACAACAUUUCGCCCUUUGACACCUGUGAUAACAUUUGCAAUGCCAGCUCGCCCACGCUGCAACGCAAGCAACUGAUUGCUGCUGAUCCAACGGCAGCGAAUGCCACAAUGUUGCAGCUCAACAAUCAACAACAGCAGCAGCAACAGCAACGAUUGCAACCAGGCAACCAGAGUCCCAUUGUGCUGCAACGAUUUUACCAUCAGCAAAAUCAGUUGCGUGAAAAGGAAGCGGCGGAGCGGCAACAGCAUCAGCAGCAAUUGCAGCAGCAGCAGCAACAGUUGCAUCACUAUCAACAGCAUCACUUUCAAUACCAUCAGCCACUGCCACAACAACAGUCACAACACCAGCAGCAUCAGCAGCAGCAACAGUUGCCGCGACAACCAAUUGGGACAAGCACGAAUCCGUUUCACAGCAAUUAUGUGGCGCCUCCUUCCUCGCACUCCACAUCUAGUCAAUCGUCCACACAGUCGACAUGCUCACAAAUUGCCAUCCCAGCGACAGUCGGGGUGCCAACAUCGCCAUUGUCAUUGCAUCCGCAUCAGCAACAACAACAUCAGACAACAGCAGCAGCAGCAGGACACUUUGGCAUUGGCAACGCGGCGCAAUUGCAAUACCAACCAUUGCCGACAGCAGCAGCAGCAACAGCAACGGAAGCAAACACACUUUAUGGUAAUCUGCCAUGCAGAUCGCCAGAGCAGCCAGAUGGAGGCGGUGGCAGUGGGAGUGGGAGUGGCAGUUCUUUAGUGAGCAGCAAAUUGAGUAAAUUGUAUGCUCGUCGUCAGCUGUUGGGUCAGAGCAAUAAUUUGGAUGGACGCGAGCAACGCGAACGCGAACAACAUGUUUAUGCCUCGAGUCCUGGCUCUAGUUCGAACACAGCGGAUGCGGGCUGGUUCAAUACACUCGCUGGCGCCAUGAAGCGACAAUUUGCGACCUAUGUUAAAACCCAAUUGAAUUCCACAGCGACGUCGCCAUUGGCUCCCAGUCACAGUCACAGCAACAGUCACAGCAACAACCACAGCAACAGUCACAGCAACAACAGCGGGAGCAGCAGCAUUACCAGCAAUGGCAACGAUCCGAUUGGCAGUCUGGAUCCCACACAAUCUCAAUCUCAAAGUCAACCUCAACCGCCAGCGUAUCGCAGCCUGCUCAAUAAUGGGACAACAACCGGCGGCAAGUCGUAUUAUUAUCGCACAUUGUCGGCGGCGAGCAGCAGCAGCAGCCACAACACCAGCCAAAGCACUUCACCAACCACAGAGCCAUUGACUGGCGUCAGCGGCUGUGGCGCAACUAGCGGCUUUUUGCGACGCUAUGCGAGCAGCGGUGCAGGUGUCGGAUGCGGUGGCGGUGGCGGACACGGUGGCAUAAGCGGAGGCGGCGGCGGAGGCGGCGGCGGAGGAAGCAUGAGCACACCACCGAGUCCACAUCUGUUGGCUGGACUGGAUCGACGACAUCGCAGUCCCGAUCCGCCGCCGCGUUACAAUCGCGGUCAAUCGCCGCUGCUGCUGCGCAAGAAUCUGCUGGAAAUGAGCGGACAGACGGCCGGCUCGCCAUUGCUGCAAAGACGCUAUGUAUCGGCUUCGCCGCCGCUGCCGCCGCCACGUCGCGGUUCGGAGAGUGUGCCAGGAUCGCCGCAACACUUUCGCACCCGCAUUCAUUAUACGCCCGAGCCACAGCGUCGUAUCUAUCGGACCAUAGACCAAUGAGUAGCGCUGCAAAUUAUGGUCAUGUGAUGUUGGUAUGGCUUCGACGAUGUUGCUGCCCACGACAACGACAACGACGAUGAGGCGGAGGCGGAUGUUGCAACAGCAACAGCAAGCGGAAUCGGAAUCGGAACUCGUGUGGCAUCAACAAGCUCGCCAAGCUCAACAGCUGCAACGUCAGCGGGAAGGGAAACGGCUGCAAAUCACAGACACUCGAUGGACUUGUGAUGCUUGGCUUGGGCAUAAAAUAACAAUCACAGCAACAACAACAACAACAACAACAGCAAACGAAAGUGUUCAAAAGUCUUAUAACGUAUAAGUUUAGGCAGUAGCUAAAGCGUUGCGUCUGCUAAAUGUUAAUCGCUUAGUUCACAAUGUGUUUUUUGUUUUAAUUUAUACAACACAAUCUUUAUUAUUAUUAUUUUUUUUUUUGUUAAUAUUAAUUACAGUGUGUGAAAGUGCGCGAGUGUGUAUGUGAGUGUGUGUGUGUGUGUGUAAAUUUUGUAUAUAUAGCAAUCUUUGUUAGAGGCAUAACAUAAUUAUGCAAACACCUAGACAACAAUCAAGUUAAACAAACAAACAAACAAAAAAAAACGUUGAGCAACUAAAAAUAACUGUAACUGCAAUAGAGAGAAAAAGAAGAGAUAUAGCCAAAAUCAUAAAUCGUAAAUCGUAACAAUUAAUGUUUAACAGAAAUAGACGAAGAACAUUGUGCCCUAAACAUAAACAUAAACAUAGACAUAUAUACUACAGCAUCUUUUUAUACGAUGGACUAUGAAUAUAUACAUAUAUAGUAAGAAUUGCAACCAAUAAUUGUGCAAUAGUGUUGAAAGCAAUGACAUCGUUUCCCCCUUUUCACCGUUUCGAUUUCCUAUAUAUACUUUGCUAUAAUCAAAAACAUUAAUACUUACAAUAUACUUAUAAAUAUAUAUAAACAAUAUAUACAAUUAUAUAUAAUCUAUAUAGAACCUAUAUACAUACAUAUAUAGUACUUGUAUCGCAAAAGCAAUAUCUGAGCGCCUUUUUUCAAUUCAAUCAAUUUUGCUGUCCGUCUGUGUCUUGCAUCAGCAUUAGCAUCAGCAUCAUUUUGAUCCCAAACAUAUAGCUGCCAUAGCCUAGCCAAAAUAGUGUGUGUGUUUAAUUAACUGAAUAAUCGGAAACCCCCGCAACACAUCAACUAACCAAUAAUUGAGCGAGAUUUCGAGAUUAGAGCACACACCAGAAAGUUUUGUCUGUAUUUUUGAUACAGCUUUGUGAUAGAUAUCGGUUUACUACAAACAAACAUACAUACAUACAUAUAGACAUAGCUGCCAUAUAGGAAAAAGAUGUGCAAGAUGUGAGUAAUCAGCAUUCAAAUUCGGCCAGCCGAAUAAUACAACUGUUUUCUCGGCUUUAACAUUUACUAUAUAGUUACUCUAUGUAAAAUAUUCUUUUGUUUUUUUUUUCUGUUCUGUUCUUUCAUUCUUUUUCUUCUGUUGUAAAAUAGCAAGUUCCUUACCAUAUGUAAUGCCUAUAUAAGACAACAAUGUUUCGUAUGUGUGUGAGUGAGUGUGUGUGUGUGUGCAGCUAGCGACCUCAAUGUUUUGUUCCUGUGCGUAAUUUAAUUAACCUCCAAAUUGAUCAUCUAUCAUCGAUCUCUCUCCAAACAUAAUCAACAUUAUUCUUUCGGAUCCAAGAUUCUAUAAUUUAUUUUCAAAGUGAACUGUUUCCUCCGCGAUUUGAAUCUCAGAUCCAAUGUUUCAACUUUAUGCAUCAACUCUGAACUGAUAAAUUUCAAAUUUUUUAAUCCAAAGCUCCCUUCUUUCUGUUCGACUUUAAUUCACUUUAAAUUUUAUGAUUAUAACGAGAGAAUCGAGAGAUCGAGUUAAAGACAAAAAAACAACAGCUUAAAGCAAAACUUAUUUAAUGAAAGAAAUCAGCUAUUAUUAUUAUUCUUUUUUUUUUCUAUUUUUUUGCGCAAUUGUAGGUUAUGUCAACGUACCUAACCUCAAAGUGUAUAUAGAAAUGUAUCAAAAAAAAAAAAGGGACAACAAUUGUAAAUGUAGAAUGUGUAGGGGCUAAGGGCGUUUGUAUUUGCCAAUUUCAUUAUGUAUUCAUUUUUUUUUAAUUUGUGUUUUGUUUAACAAAAAAACAAAAAAAAAAAAAAUCAAAAAAAAAGAUAUAAGAAAAAAGGACCAUUUAUUUGUAUGUUAAUUUAUUGAAAACACAAGAAAAAAAAGAAAACAAAUUGUAAUGAAUGAAAAUGAAUUUUCGACUGAUUUAUGUGUUAAAGUUUAAGCUUGAAGUGUGUGAAAGAGUGCGAAGUAUAUAGCAUAUAGCGCGAUGUAUGGCAAGUGCAUCAGAUUGUGCAGCUACAUAUAUAUAUAUAACAUAUGUAUAUAUGCGCAUCAGUCUAUAUACUGUACGAUUAAAUCUUUUUAGUUACGUAAUCGCAUACAUAUGUGCAUAUGUGUGUCAUAUAAAUACAUACGUAUAAUACCUCUAUAGGUAUAUUAAAAAAAAAAGUAAACAAAACAAAAAAAGAAAACCAAUUGCAAAUAUAUAUAAA